CGCAUUCCACCAAUCAGCUGCCGACUUGGGACGAGGAAAUAGCCGGGGCGCUCACGCCUCGGCCGCUCAGUACGCAGGCGGGGUCAGCGGCUCUCCACCAAUCGCGUGGCGCGGACGACGAGUCCUGCGAUGACGUCUUCGGGCACAGCGGCCAAUCGGGGCUCACUAGGCCCGAGAGCUUUGAGGAGUGAAGUCUCGGGGAGACGCAAGCGGAACGGUGGACAAUAUAGGGAACCUCAUCUCUUCCUGUCGGCACCGGGGACGGCUUUGUGAGUGGGAGGAGACUAGAGAGCCGGGAGACGGCUACCGGGGACUCAGGUUGUGAAUUAAUCCAGGAGUGCAGCUCCAGCCCACGGCCUGAACCCCCCCGCCCCCAGUGUCAUCAGCCACAUGGAUUACCAGGGGAUUAGCGCAAGGAGGGAGACGGACUAAUAAGGGGAGGGGGCAAAGGGCUGCAAGACAUUGUACGCUCCCCUCACUCUGGAGAUUUGGAGGAGGGGAGGCUUUUCACCCUCAUCAGCCCCCGAAUUAUUAGCAGCUGCCUACGAGCCCCAUUGAUUUAUCAUGUCGGGGCUUAUUUAAUCGCUUUUGUAGAACUGCCUGUUCCCCCCCACGUCUCAUUUCAUAUACAUUUCUCCCAUUGCCUACAAGUGCUGCGUGGGGAUAUGCUGAACACCCUAGUUCCCUCCUCCCAUCUCCACGAUGCCUGUAGGAACUGUCAAGUCUUUCAAACCCAGCAAGUACAUCCCUGUGACCGCAGCAACUGUGUUUCUGGUGGGCUCAACGACGCUCUUCUUCGCUUUCACAUGCCCAUGGCUCAGUGUAGAAGUGUCCCCAGCUCUUCCUGCUUAUAACGCUGUCAUGUUUCUAUUUGUGUUGGCCAAUUUCAGCAUGGCCACGUUUAUGGAUCCCGGAAUCUUCCCUCGAGCUGAUGAGGAUGAAGACAAAGAUGAUGACUUCCGGGCUCCCUUAUAUAAGACGGUGGAAGUGAGGGGCGUCCAGGUCCGAAUGAAGUGGUGUUCAACCUGCCGCUUUUACAGGCCUCCUCGCUGCUCUCACUGCAGUGUUUGUGACAAUUGUGUGGAGGAGUUUGACCACCACUGUCCAUGGGUGAAUAACUGCAUUGGACGCAGGAAUUAUCGUUACUUCUUCCUCUUCCUGGUGUCCCUCACAUUGCACAUAAUGAGCGUUUUUAUCUGUGGCCUUUUCUACACAUUGGGGCAUCCAGACCAGCUCAGAGACAUCCCAGCAAUUGUGACUAUUUCAGUGAUGUGUGUGGCUGGCUUGUUUUUCUUCCCCGUUACAGGACUUACAGGAUUUCACAUUGUCCUGGUGUCCCGAGGUCGCACAACUAAUGAGCAGGUCACUGGAAAGUUUCGCGGUGGAGUGAAUCCAUUUAGUAAUGGGUGCUGUCAGAAUGUGAGCCAUGUUUUGUGUAGCUCAUCCCCACCCAGAUACUUAAAACGUAGUCUUCAAUCUGUUCUCUCGAUAACACCCCCGUUUUUACGUCCUGAGAUUUCCGAUAGUCAGAUUGGCCUUAAAAUACUGGACAACGGCAUACAGAGUCCUCUUCAACACUAUCAGUCUCGAAGCAGUUUAGAGCUCACAGAGUCUCAGUCGGCAGAUGCAGAACCACCGCCACCACCAAAGCCUGACCUGAGCCGUUACCCAGGGCUGAGAGGUCAGAUAAGCCUCGGGGACAGGGAAGACAAUUCCCUGUUGAAUGCGGAGAGUCCUCCUACUCCAACUAUGUACAGAUAUCGACCAGGCUUUAGCAGUGCGAGUGGCGGGCCUCCGCCCAAUUGCAAGCUUCCUCGUAUGGACAGUCUCCAGGACUCCCCAAUGCCCACCUCUGACCUGUCUCGCCCUCCCAGUUCUCGCUCAGAACCCAGCUUAGAGCCGGAGUCCUGUCACGCACCACCAGCUCGGUCCUCCAGUUUGCGCUCCGCCGCGAGUACUCCGGCGCCACUUCCCUCUCUCCCGUCGGAAGGAACGACAUCCACCUCGUACAAAAGCUUAAAUCAGACGCAGAAUGGAAGUCUUUCUUACCAGAGCCUGCUGAGCCCUUCUGAUGAAACAGAGCCAGAAACCGCCGGGUACUCCUCUCCUUACCUGUCGGCUCGAGAGCGCCUGCGGCCAGCCUGUCCUCCUCCAAUCGCUCCUCGUUAUGGCAAGCCGAGAAUCUCGCAUCACCGGACAGGGGUUGAUUCAGAUGCAGCAGCUUUACCCUUGUUGACACUAAAGGAUGAGUCUCCUGCAAAGUCGGCACACUCCCGCAGCAACGGCCAAGCUACUGUCUCCCCUCCAGUCAGCCCUUCGCGCCCAGGAGGUGUAAAAACUGUUUCAGGUGUGGGGGGAACCACAUACGAGAUAUCUGUAUGAAAAAA
Molecule: messenger RNA, 2387 nt
Organism: Nanorana parkeri
Lineage: Eukaryota; Metazoa; Chordata; Amphibia; Anura; Dicroglossidae
Gene: ZDHHC5
Product: zinc finger DHHC-type containing 5
Exons: 12
Coding region: 703-2382 (559 amino acids)
Biological process (GO): protein palmitoylation
Molecular function (GO): palmitoyltransferase activity
Source: RefSeq, a predicted model, not a curated record